AUGGAUAGUCAAGAGAACACCAAUAUGUUUGAGAAAGAUGAGUUCGAUCAAGAAAUCACAAAUCCAAAGUUUGAAAGCACUUGGAAACUUGUUUGUUUGACACUUGGACUUGGUGGUUUACAAGGCGUCUUUGCGGUGCAAUUUGGAAAGGGAUCUGAAUACUUAACGAGCCUAGGAAUUAGCAAAUCGUUGCAAUCACUCGUGUGGCUUGCCGGCCCACUUUCGGGUGCAGUUCUCCAACCAUACUUUUGUCUUCUUAGCGAUGAGUGUCGCUCAGAAUGGGGUAGACGAAGACCAUUCAUUGUCUUUGGCAGUGCAGCGAUCAUUCUUUCCUUACUCGGACAAGCUUGGAUCCCCGAUAUGAUCAAUGCAACUACACAUCAGCUCAGUCUCAAGCCAGGAAGCAAAACAAUAGAAACUCUCAUCGCGGCAACUGUCAUACUUUUCGUAAUUAUUCUCAAUAUUGCAAUACAGCCGGUCCAAGGAUGUCUCCGGGCUUUGAUUGUGGACUCUUGUGUCCAGGAACAACAGGAUGCUGCGAAUGCUUGGGCAGGUCGUAUCAUCAGCAUUGCGAACGUUUGGAGUUAUUUAUGUGGAUACAUCGAUCUUCCAUCUUUAUUUCCGUGUUUUGGAAACACGCAAUUUAAGGUUCUAUGUACCAUCACCACUUUCGUACUGAUUGGUACGAUUACUACUACAUGUUGGACAACGACGGAAACUCCAUGUAGGACGAGUAAUCUAGCACUUGAUCACAGUAAGGGAACUGUCCACAGAAUUGUUAAGCUUUUGAGCAGCUUUCGAGCCCUAUCUACACAACUACAAUGGGUCUGUGUAGUACAAUUCUUUGCAUGGAUGGGUUGGUUUCCGUUCCUCUUCUAUAUUGAUCUUUUUAUCAGAGAUAAAUCUCUAGCAAAAGCGUCGAAUUUUACAGUUCAGGGAGAAUCCAUGUCGAUCGAUAUAGCAAGCAGGACAGGCUCUCUUGGUAUGCUUAUAUUCGCCAGUGUAUCAUUGUUCUCAAGUGUCACCAUCCCACUACUUGCUCGACCGGUCAAUCACGCCCAGCGACACAAUAAUCAGUGUCCAUCGCCGUGGCACAUUCAACUACUUAAAAGUUUGUUUGACACACGAAUUGGCAUUCGCGACAUUUGGACAAUUUCACACAUCAUCUUCGCAACUUGUAUGCUCGCCACUUUACUCGUCUCUUCCAUCUCAGGAACCUGCAUUCUGGUUGGUAUUGCGGGUAUUAGCUGGGCAGUCACCAUAUGGGCACCAUUUGCAAUCAUCAGUAUUGAACUUUCGGUUAUCAAUGACGCUGACGAAGGUACGGACGACAGUCAGUCUUCGCCACAGGUUGGGAUGGUGAUUGGAUUACACAAUGUGGCCAUAGCGGUACCUCAGAUAGUCGCUGCUCUUGUUUGUGGUCUUGUAUUUGCUUUAUUUGAUGGUCCUGGGUCCGCUGGAGGAGAAGAAAGUGUUGGCUGGGUGCUUAGGAUAGGAGGGAUUUCGGCUUUGGCUGCUGCUUAUUCCACAACGAGACUUGAUUGUGGUGGGAAAAAGAGUUAUAGCAGGUUGCAACAGGUGUAA
Messenger RNA from Glarea lozoyensis ATCC 20868, 1584 nucleotides. Its product is annotated as MFS general substrate transporter. The transcript is spliced from 4 exons. Gene Ontology annotation, cellular component: membrane. Gene Ontology annotation, molecular function: sucrose:proton symporter activity. The coding region runs from base 1 to 1584 and encodes 527 amino acids. The record is from RefSeq and is a predicted model, not a curated record. Lineage: Eukaryota; Fungi; Ascomycota; Leotiomycetes; Helotiales; Helotiaceae.